AUGAGGAGAAUUAGAGCUGGAUUGUUGUCAGUGUGGUGCUAUGAAGAAUCCUGUCUUAGAUUCUUUGCUAAAUUUCUGCUGGGGGUCCUAGGGUUCAUCUUCUGUGGUGCUGUUGUGGCUCUAGCCUUUGGUGGAGUUUUUGUGCUUCUGAUAUAUGAGAACUACAUUUAUUUAUUUCAAGAGUCUUUCUUUCCUCUCCCUGGCUGGUUAGCUGUUGCAGCUGCACUUAUCCUGCUACCUACUGGAGUUUUGGCUAUCUCUAUUUCUGCUAAGAACUCCUGCUAUCAGCAAGGGGCUCUUACAUACUUGCUGUUGGUCCUUCUAUGCCUAGAAACAUCUUUGGCAGUUCUGACACAGUUCUACUAUAUUUGGAUGGCUUCUGAGCUGAAAAGAACUAUGGGUUACCUCAUUUAUCAGUAUAACAGAACAGAUUCCCAGGGCUCUGACAUCAGAACUGUGGAUGAAGUACAGAGGAAGCUGCAGUGUUGUGGGGUCCACAACUACACAGACUGGCUAAAGGCAACAGAUGCUUCUUGGCACCUUUCAGCUGAAAAAGCUCAUGUCCCUCAAAGCUGCUGUAAGGAGAAAUAUUCUUACUGUAGGGGUGACUUAGGACAUCUGGAGCAGAUUUUUCAGGAAGGCUGUCUAAAGAAGCUGGAAGACCAGUUGCAUUUUGUCAUACUCUACCUGUUUUGGUGCUGUAUUGCGCUAAUCAUCUUAGAGCUGUUGGCUGGUGUCAGCAUCAGCAUCCUCAUGAGGCCUCAGCCUUUCCACAGACUUCGAAUUCUGGACUCAUGUAACUUAUGGAUCUGCAGACGCUGA
Tyto alba (common barn owl) is the source of this 822-nucleotide messenger RNA. RefSeq names its product tetraspanin-3. Gene Ontology annotation, cellular component: membrane. The transcript has a single exon. Bases 1 to 822 code for a protein of 273 amino acids. The record is from RefSeq and is a predicted model, not a curated record. Lineage: Eukaryota; Metazoa; Chordata; Aves; Strigiformes; Tytonidae.